CUUCCAGACCAUCGAGUUUUCCUGGGUUGUCCCUGUCUCUGGCGAAAACUUUCAAGUCGGAGGUACAGUACCUGAUUGUUAAACCGCCCAGGAGCUUCAGGUUGCUGUACGUAAUUUAAACGGAUCUACUCAAGUAUUCCACCCCUGCAACUUGCGUCAACCACCAAAUCUCCAAAUCUCCAGUAAGCAUCCACGAACCUCAAUUGCCAUCAACUGCAAUUGAAACCAUCAUGGAUCUCAACGCCUUGAUCGACAAAGUCCCCCAAGGCCUUCUACUCGGUCUGGCUACUCUCGGGCUAGCUACUGCCAGUUGGAAGGUAUUCAAAUACGUCCGCUUGCUAUUGAGUCUUUUCGCCUUGCCUGGAAAGAACGUAAGUACCCGCAUGUGAAAUAUCACACCACAAAACUAACUCGUCACCCAGCUCCGAGCAUACGGGAAGAAAGGAACCUGGGCAGUCAUCACCGGAGCCUCGGAUGGAAUAGGCAAAGAAUAUGCCAUUCAACUCGCUCAAAAAGGCUUCAACCUUGUCCUCGUCUCUCGCACUGAAUCGAAACUGCAAACUCUCGCCCAAGAAAUCGAACAAAAAUAUGUUGGCACCUCUGUCAAAUGCAAGAUCUUGCCUAUGGAUUUCUCGAAGAAUGACGAUGGGGAUUAUGCCAAGUUGAAGGCGUUGGUUGAUGGACUAGAUGUUGCGAUCCUGAUCAAUAACGUGGGACAAAGUCAUUCUAUCCCCGUUCCUUUCAUCCAGACGCCCAAAGACGAGAUCCGCGAUAUCAUUGCGAUUAACUGCAUUGCCACCCUCCGCGUCACCCAAAUCGUAGCACCCGGCAUGGUCCAGAGAAAACGCGGAUUGAUCCUCACCAUGGGCUCCUUCGGUGGAUGGAUGCCCACUCCCCUCCUAGCAACCUACUCCGGCAGCAAAGCAUUCUUGCAACAAUGGUCCACGUCCUUGGCUGGGGAACUGAAAGGCACAGGCGUCGAUGUCGAGUUGGCCCUCAGUUAUUUGGUUACCACAGCUAUGAGCAAGGUUCGACGAACUAGUGCCAUGAUUCCUAAUCCUAGAGCGUUUGUCAAGGCGGUUUUGGGUAAGAUUGGCAGAAGUGGUGGGGCGCAGAAUAUGGCUUAUACUAGUACGCCCGUUUGGAGCCAUGCGUUAAUGCAGUGGUGGAUUGAAAAUACCUUGGGCCUUGGGAGUGCUUUUGUGGUUAAUAUCAAUAAGAAUAUGCAUGUGGAUAUCAGGAAGAGGGCUUUGAGAAAGGCUGAGAGGGAGGCGAAGAAGGCUUGAGAGGGUUCAUUCGAAAAGGGAAGAUAUGAAAUUUGGGCGUGUUAUUACUUCGGUGGACUAACGGUAUCAUUUGGUACUAGCGCAUCGGAUUGAAGGCAUUAUGCAGCAUCAGUUGGAAGAAUAAAUAUGGUCUUAGUUGUUCUAGACUGUUCCUUGCAACGUUCACUAGGUAGGCAGCCAGGUAGCUGGAUGUGGAGCAGCUUUAGUAUUGCAGAUAGCAGCAACCUGUAACCAGUAUACACAAUUCAAUAUAUAAUUCAUGAUAAAAAUAUAA
Molecule: messenger RNA, 1560 nt
Organism: Hymenoscyphus albidus
Lineage: Eukaryota; Fungi; Ascomycota; Leotiomycetes; Helotiales; Helotiaceae
Source: the annotation of a GenBank genome assembly